This is a messenger RNA of Phyllopteryx taeniolatus (common seadragon), 3511 nucleotides long. RefSeq lists its product as uncharacterized. Gene Ontology annotation, molecular function: methyltransferase activity; 2-oxoglutarate-dependent dioxygenase activity. The coding region runs from base 220 to 999 and encodes 259 amino acids. The record is from RefSeq and is a predicted model, not a curated record. NCBI's taxonomy places the organism in Eukaryota, Metazoa, Chordata, Actinopteri, Syngnathiformes, Syngnathidae. The transcript has 2 exons.
CCGGGAUCCAUGAGGUCGGGCCGUGAGCAGGAGACUGACUGACGACGACACACAAAGAAACAUGUGUGAACGAGUCGUCGGUUGCUACUUCGCUUUGGAAACAGUCGGCGCACUUCCGCGAAACUACCCAACCGUGAAGAUUUAUGAGAACAGUUUCCCAGCAUCACCUCUAAGUGUCACCAAAGCACCAACAGCUGCAGAAACGUGUGUACGCCAGCCAUGCAGUUUGUCUGCCGAGCAAACAUGUCUGCGGAUGAUGCAGUCAACAUGGGACUGCACUUCAUCCUAGAACACCUCGACAGUGCGGGGACCUACGCAAGUAUUCUGUUUGUGGACUUCAGCUCUGCGUUCAACACCAUCAUCCCUGAACUCCUUUCCUCCAAGCUUCUCCAACUCAACGUCUCGCCUGCCAUCUGCCAGUGGAUGUACAGCUUUCUGAUGGGCAGGACACAGAAGGUGAGGCUGGGGGAGGCCACUUCAUUCACACACAGCAUCAGCACUGGGGCACCCCAAUGUUGUCUCCUCUCUCCACUGUUCUUCUCUCGCUACACAAACGACUGCACCUCAAUGCACACGGCUGUCAAACUCCUGAAGUUUGCAGAUGACACCACUGUCAUCGGCCUCUUCAAGGACGGUGACGAGUCUGCAUAUCGACAGGAAGUGGAGCGGCUGGAGCUGUGGUGCGGCCGACACAACCUGGAGCUGAACACGCUAAAGAGUGUAGAGAUGAUCGUGGACUUCAGGAGGCAUCCUUCACCACAGCUGCCCCUCACGCUGUCCAUCUGCCUUGUGUCAACUGUCGAGACCUUCAAGUUCCUGGUAAUUACAGUCUCUCAGGACCUGAAGUGGGCGAUCAACAUCAACUCUGUCCUCAAAAAGGCCCAGCAAAGGAUGUACUACCUGCGGCUUCUGAGAAAGCACGGCCUGCCACAGGAGAUGUUGAGGCAGUUCUACACAGCGGUCAUCGAAUCAUUCCUUUGUUCUUCCAUCGCAGUCUGAUUUGGUGCUGCUAUAAAAAAGGACAAACUCCGACUGCAACGGACAAUCAAAACUGCGGAAAAGAUUGUCGGUACCCCCGUACCUACCCUCUGUCGGGCCAACUAUUUGCAUAUCUUUUGUUGACCAAUACUGGCCACUCAUGCCAGACCAGGAUCUGCACCACUCACACACUGACUGUGGAGUAUCUAUAACAUUUGCACAAUCGACAUUGUCCCAGAUUAUCGCGCUACUAGUCACUUUAAACUGCAUACAUUCCUUUAAGUCUCGCCGCCCUUUGCACAAUGGUCAUUGCAUUGCUAUUGCUACUUUAGUCAUUCAAACUGCUAGAGUGCUAGAGGACUUGCAAAAAAAUGUACCGGUGACUGUUUUUCUCAUUGUCUUUAUGUCUCAAUAGUGUUCUCUGUUGUCGUACAACAGCGGCUCCCCCACGCCAAGCACACAUCCAGCCUAACUAGCACUUUAUAUUGUAUCAACUGUAAAUUUGUGUUUUUUGUAAUUCUAAACGUAUUCUUACAUAUCUGUAUCUAGUAAUUACGGUAAGCGGACAUAGAAAGAUCUUCUUCCCAUUUAGUGAUUGGUAAGUGCAUUGAUUUAGUGCAUGAGAUUCUAAACUUUUGAGGGAUUUUUUUUUCCUUUGCAGGAGCAGCUUCACUAUUUGCUUAAAAAACUCCGGCAGUUCGAGGGUGCUCUGGAGUGUUGGUAUUCUUUUAAUUUAAAAAAAAAAAAAUUUUUUAAUUAUUGCUGCUGCUUUUAAUUUAUUGCUUUGAAGAGUUUCCGCCUGUUAUUUGAAAUUUGUGCAACAGUUCAUCACGUAUCCUCAAAAUAUUAUUGUUAAAUAGUUGUUGUGGGUGGUAAAUUCCGCAUUGUUCCUAUGUGCUAAAAUAAAGGGGUAUAUUGUUAAUUGUUAAUUUCAAAAUCUGGAUUGUACCAGAUUGGGGAGAGCAUAGUGGGAGCUAAUUGAGAUCCUGUAGCUUCUAAACUUUUCCAGCAAGCCGUUAAGGUGGAGGCAAUUAUUUGGAAUUUGCGAAGUACUGCAAACAGGAAAGCCCAGUUAACUUUAUCGAAAACUUUCUCUGCGUCAAGUGACAUGAUGAUUGCUUUUAGAUUUUCACAACAUGAAAUGCUUAUUAAAUGUAAUAGAUAUCUGACAUUAUUUGUGGAACUGCUACCUUUAAUGAAACCUGUCUGGUCAUAGUGGAUUAUCAAUGGGAGUACCUUUUCAAGUCUCGCUGCAAGGGCUUUUGAGAUAAUCUUGAUAUCUACAUUAUCAGUGAUAAGGGCCGAUAAUUAGCCGGGAGAGUGGGGAUUUUGCUUGACUUAAGUAGUAAUUUAAUUGAAGCUGUGCUCAUAUGGCUACUUAUUUGACCUUUAUCAUUUGUCUCCUUGACUGUUCUGAAAAAUAGAGGCGCUAGUAUUGGCCAGAAAUGUUUAAUGAAGACGAGGAGGUAGGCUAUGCACUAAUAAUAAUAAUGUAAUAAUGACAUGAUAUGGACACAUGUACGCACACACAAAUAUUUUUUGAAACUGUAAAUCACAGGUAAAAGCAAAUUUUGUCAACUACGAUGAUUCUUGCUAAAAAUUGUACCAAAACUAACAAAUUGUCAUAUGUAAAAAAUGUUGAGCUCUUGCAAAUGCAUUUUGUUUGUUUGUUACCAAAGCCAUUUUUACAGUAACUUGAAAAAUAGCUGAACUAUUAUCCUUGAUUUCUGCUUUCUAAAUUAGUUAUCCAUCAAUUAGUUAUGUAUAACAUAAGCCAAUUAAACAUUUAUUUCCAGUCAUAAUGGCCAUCUGAGGGAAAUCGUAACUACAAUGUGGUCAGUGACAAAAAUGAUUUUAACACCCCUGUGAGUAAAUGAAAUGAAAGAAUGAAAAUGGCUUUUAUAUGUUGAUGUUAGAAAGAAUAGAUGCAAUAUUUAUAACAAUGGAUAGCCAAUUUCACAAGCACAAAAUCUACAAAAUUUACAGGAGAGCGCUGACAGACUGAGUUUAGAGAAAUCACAUAGUGUGAUAAAAGAGAUUUCUGUUAUGUGACCCCAGCUCCAUGUUUUGACGUCUGCCACGAGACAUCUGGGGAAGCUCCUCCGACUCUUCAGCCCCUUAUCAACGGAUUGGUGUCUGCCAUAACUGCAGACACAUGACAAACCUCAUGCACACCUUGAUCUUGGACGAGAGAGUUUUAUGCCAAGUCAGACGAAUGUGGAAUGACAUCCGGACAACGGAUGACCUUUGCGACCGGGGAGAGAACAACAGACAAUUCCUCCAAGGCCACCUAUCGCCAAUAUGUAAUGUGGAAAAUCUCCAAGGACAUUAUAUAGGAUUCAGACAAAGCAGACAAGGAACCACAUUUCAUAUUUUCAAAGCAUUGCUCCAUUAGAAAUGUGCAUGUUAUAUUACUUUAUAAAUAUUUGUAGAUCCAUUUGCACCUUAUUUUUAGAAUUUACUUCCAGGAAUGGAAUAUAGCGCUACCAUUUUGAAAUUGUUCACCUGUUUUAAAUAAAUAACUGAAACUGAA